This is a messenger RNA of Actinia tenebrosa (Australian red waratah sea anemone), 3313 nucleotides long. Its product is annotated as E3 ubiquitin-protein ligase TRIM45. Gene Ontology annotation, molecular function: protein binding; zinc ion binding; ubiquitin protein ligase activity. Lineage: Eukaryota; Metazoa; Cnidaria; Anthozoa; Actiniaria; Actiniidae. Gene Ontology annotation, biological process: proteasome-mediated ubiquitin-dependent protein catabolic process; protein polyubiquitination. The record is from RefSeq and is a predicted model, not a curated record.
UGAAGAAAAGACAAACUCGAUAAUUUCUAAAGCAAUYGAAUCACUUUGUUCUACUGAACUGAACGUUAUUCAUCUCGAAGCUCGACAGUCUUGACACAACACAAGGGAGUACAUAACUGUACCGAAGUCCCGACAAUUAACAUGCAUAUCUUGUCUYGAACUGAGGCGUCAAGAGAAACUCUCCUAUUGUUAUGCAUAUUUCAAGGCUGUUGUGUGGUUUAAACGACAAAACAUCCCCACUGGUGCGCUGGCAGUAAAACUAAAGAAUAUUAUAAACACUAAUCAUCAAAUGAAGUAAGCUUUCUUGUUUUACAAAAUGCUGUGAAUUCGGAGAUAUCGGAUUUGGGAAUUUUCUUGGAGGUGGCAAUCCUGCUUUAUUUUCCGAUUCAAGUCGAAAAAAUUCUCUUGGAUUUGACAGCCAUCGCCAAGAACUCCCCCGCUACACCACAAGCCAAGGUAAAGAUGGGGCUCUAAUGUCCUGAUAAAUCGACCUUACGUUGAAACCGGCGUGGAACCGAGAAGCCAAGAAGUUAGAGCAAGUUUACAAGACGGACUGAACAUGUGGCGAAUCACUACAAGUCGAAAACUCGCUGAGUUUCCCGACAUGAGACAGGACUCUACUUCAUGGAGAUAUGAGCACAAGAUGUCAUCACAGGAUCGUGACCACCUUGACCUUGGUCCCACCCCAGAUAGUCCCAUGAUGCCUGGCAGUAAUGUUAAUCUAUUUUGCCCGCUGUGUCACGAGAUGUACGCGAACCCGCGACUGCUGCCUUGUUUGCAUACCUUCUGUAAACGUUGUCUUGACAACAUGGUGCCACCUCGAUCUCACAGCUUGACUUGUCCUUCGUGUCGGACAGACAUCCCUCUUGGGGAAAGAGGGACAAACGGUUUCCCACCUAAUUUCGUCGUUACGACCAUGAUUGACGUGGCCGCUUUACGUAACCAUGAUCAAAAGCCAAUCCUGUGUAGCAGUUGUGAGGACAAGCUUCCAGCAGCAGCAAGGUGUAUUGAAUGCAUGGAUUUUUUGUGUUACGACUGUCGGAAUGCUCACAUGCGGCUAAGGCUUACUAAAUCCCACAGGGUUAUUUCCAUAGAAGAACUUCGUUCUAAUCCUCAUCCUGAAGACCUCCUUCAUCGUCCAAUAUGUUGCUCAGACCACGGCCAAGAAAAACUAAGAUAUUACUGUGAGACGUGCGAGCAAGCCAUCUGCAGAGAGUGUACAAUGACAACGCAUUCCACAGGCAACCACAAGUACACCCAGUUAACAGAUACCAUCGACAAGCAGACUUCAUCCAUCACCCAGCUUGUCGACAAGCUACGAAGAAAAAUYCCUGUGGUUGAACAGUCUACUAAAGACGUCGAGGAAGUCACUUGUCGGCUAGAAGCUAGAGCUGAGGUUGCUAAGUCAGAGGUCCAGAAAUGCUUCCCACGGAUUCUCAAGAUAUUGCAAGAACGAGAAAAAGGCAUGAUGAAUGAAGUGGAGACUAUCGUACGAAAGAAAUCAAGCGUACUGAGCUUACAGCAGGAGAGACUAGAAAACGAGCUGAAGAAACUGAAUAUCACCUGUACAUUUACUGAGCAAGUUCUCCGACACGGCAACUCAGUAGAAAUUCUUGUUGUCAAAAAGCAGUUAUGCGAAAGACUCAACGAACUCAUCACUACAAAGUUCCAAGGCGACCCAGAAGAAAACGACACGAUUUACUUCGUAGCCAAUCAGGAUGAAGUAAUCAGAGCGAUCGAGACUCUAGGAAGUAUCAAAACUAGUCAAGCCUUUCCCAACAUGUGUUCUGUUACUGAUGGUCAGACGCGCGCAAUCAAAGGAAGAAACUCGAAAUUUACUGUACAGACACGUGAUCACAUGGGUAACCCACUCACUGGCGGCGGUGAAGACGUGAUGGUUGAUGUGUACGCGGCAGACGGAAGGACCGUACCCGCAGAAGUAAGACUUCAAAAACGACUUGGUUCAAUUGGUUCAGAUGAAUCUUCCAUCACCAGGCGUCUCAUUCAUCAAACCACAAAUGUUGAUGACCACAGAAAUGGUUCGUACGGCGUGUCGUACACGCCACAGUCCAGUGGGAUGCACAAGGUGAAGGAUAGAGAGGUCUCCGUUACCGUGCGCGACAAACACAUCCAGGGAAGCCCCUUCAAAGUCAACGUUACCAGUGGCCCAGACACGUUCGUGAAGUUCGGCAGAAAAGGCUCCGACAUUGGCGAAUUCAAUGGCAUAUUUGGUGUGGCUGUAGACGACGAGAGUCGAAUAAUCGUGACCGACUGCCAUAAUCACCGUGUACAGGUCUUCAAUGCCCAGGGCGGGUUUAUGUUUCAGUUCGGUCGUAAAGGAGACGGGAAUGGCCAGUUUCAAUGCCCAACUGGUGUGGGUAUUGAUCCAGAAGGAAGGAUAGUUGUUUGCGAGCGAUUGAGUUCUAGAAUACAGUUAUUCGACCGUGAUGGAAUGUUCCAGCACAAGUUCCAUGUUCCUGACCUGAAGGCUUCUACUCUGGCAGUGGACGAGAACAGGAGGAUUGUUGUUGCCGAUUCAGCAAAUAGAUGCAUUCACGUUAUCUCACUUGAUACAGGUCAGUCGUUCAAGUUUGGUUCGUUUGGUGACAGUAAUGGAGAACUAAGCUACCCGUGUUACGUGGCUGUUAAUCCACAAGGACACAUUAUCGUCUCGGAUAUGCAUAGCCAUCGUAUUCAGAUUUUCGACUCGCGUGGUCGGUUUUUAUUCAAUUUCGGUCGCAAAGGAAGUCAAGACGGCGAGCUUCUUCGACCAACGGGUGUGGCUGUCACUCAAAAUGGCAACAUCAUCGUAGCAGAUCGCGACAACCAUCGCAUACAGAUUUUCUCGAGUGACGGCCGUUUCAUUUCUAAAUUUGGCAGCAAAGGAGAUGGGGAGGGUCAACUGAAUGACCCACAUGGCCUUGCGCUUACGCCUGAAGGAAACAUUUGCGUGGCUGAUUUUAGAAAUAACCGGGUACAGAUUAUACCAAUUCGUUGAAAACUGGCCCCCUACUAGAAGACUUGAAAUCCUACAAGAUAUGUAUUAUAAAUUGUGUCCAAGUGUGAUGACCAUUAGAAGACUUCAAAUCGUACAACUGAGAUAUGUGUAUUUAUACAAUAUGUGUAUAAAUUGUCUCCAAGUAUAAUAAUGGCGAUGAAAGGUGGUUGAAAUCGUUCAAGGUUGUUCAAGAUUUUUCGUAGCUUUGAGUUAUUUUCCAAUUUGAGAAGAGGACUACAGUUCCCAGUAGUGAGGAUUGUGGAAACGAAAGUGAAGAUUUUCGAGAAUUUCAAUAAAAGCUGGGUUACAAUCUAA